AUCCCACUACCCACACUCCACAAACACAUUAUAAUUUAUAGUGAGAGAGAGAGUCUCCAUAAGCAGAACCAACAAAUUUUCAUCUAACUCUCUUUAAUUUGUUAGCAUAUCCAUGGGGACAACUGAUUCAAUUUAUCGCCGGCCGGCGUCUCAAUUUUACAGCUGUAUGUCUCCGUCGUGUAUUCCGGUGCACGAUGAAUACUCACGCAUAAAUGAGUGCCGCCGGCGAGAUAGCGGCAGCUGCCGGAGAUCGUGGAGAAAGUUGCUGAAGAAAUUGGUGAAUGAAGGGAAGAAUGUGUACGGAAAGAAGACUUUGACGUUUCAUUAUGAUGCAGUUAGCUACUCGCAGAAUUUCGAUGAAGGAUGUAACAGUGAUGAUUAUCCUCCUCCACGUCAUCACCAAGUUUACAGAAUUAAUGGACACAAGUAAAUGCAGUAUUUUUUUUAACUCAAGUGAGCAUAAAAUUAAUUAGUAUAUGUAUAGUAUCUUUCAAGAAUAUAACGCAAGCUUUAGCUGAA
This is a messenger RNA of Solanum stenotomum, 519 nucleotides long. RefSeq lists its product as uncharacterized. The record is from RefSeq and is a predicted model, not a curated record. The transcript has a single exon. The coding region runs from base 113 to 430 and encodes 105 amino acids. NCBI's taxonomy places the organism in Eukaryota, Viridiplantae, Streptophyta, Magnoliopsida, Solanales, Solanaceae.